Lolium perenne is the source of this 525-nucleotide messenger RNA. The record is from RefSeq and is a predicted model, not a curated record. NCBI's taxonomy places the organism in Eukaryota, Viridiplantae, Streptophyta, Magnoliopsida, Poales, Poaceae.
CAAGUUGCAGUUUCUUCUAAUGUACUUAUGUUGGAUUUUUAUCCUACUGUGUACUAAUCUGCAAUCUUGAUGUUUGUCAUCAGGAUGCCUCCAAGGCGCGUACCUCCGCCUCCUCCACCUCCACCUCUGGAAAUUGGGCAAGCUCUGCUGAAUGUGACUCAGAUUCUAACGCAGCUGGCCCAGAACCAGGCGCAAAACAAUGAAGGGAAUGGUCGGGUCACUAUCAGAGAGUUCCUUAACCUCAACCCGCGCACCUUUGACACUCCACUGAAGCCACUAGAUGCAGAUGAUUGGCUGCGUGAGAUGAACCGCACCCUCAACACUGCGCGUGUAGCUCCAGCAGACAGAGUUUCCUUUGUGACCUUCCUCCUGAGAGGUGAGUCUGCUGCGUGGUGGGACAGCUACCUGGAGAGGAGAGAUCCAGAUGUUGAGACUGGUUGGGAUGAGUUCCAGGCGCUUUUCAGGCGUCAUCACAUUCGUGAUGGUGCCAUGGACAAGAUGCGUGAGGCGUCAUCACAUUCGUGA